Molecule: messenger RNA, 2173 nt
Organism: Zonotrichia albicollis (white-throated sparrow)
Lineage: Eukaryota; Metazoa; Chordata; Aves; Passeriformes; Passerellidae
Source: RefSeq, a predicted model, not a curated record
CUGACUGGAGUCAUGCUAUCUUUGCCAGUUUGCUGGAAUAGACACAGACACUGAUUGGGUCAUGCUGAAAACAUUCCUGUCCUAUGAAGCAAGUCUGUUUGUAUUUCAGGUUUGCCAGGACUAAUGAAUUAAAAAUCUUGGGCUCACCACAGUUUGCUGUUUAAUAAUGCCUGUAACAGAAGGAUUUUUUCCUCCCUGAAGUGUGACAGCAUCAUAAUCUCUCAUCCCUGGCAAGGAGAGGAAGGAAAAUCAGAAUUGUGGAAAAGGGUUAUCUUUUGGGACAGCAAAGCCUAUGGGAAGUGCAGGUAGCAGCAUGUUGCCCUGACAGCUGUCUCAGCUUCUCAGACCUUGUCAGUUUGUUGCUAUGCAGCAGGUGCAGCCUUUUCUUUUAUUGAAGCUUUACUCCAUAAAGGCAACGACGAGCCAAGGCAGUGGCUGGCCCUGGAUUAUACAAGUGCAGACACUCCGCUAAGUGAGGGUUUCAUCACACAGGGUAAAAUCACUUUUUGGAAUCGAUGGUCUCAGAAGAAAGACAGAGGACUGAGUAAGGUCCCAACCCAGGAGCCAAAUCCAUGCAGACAGACCCCUACACCUGCACAGACUUCCACUGAAGAAUCACCACCAAGCUGGAGCAAACAAGUAAAAGCAUUGACUCAAGUGCCCACAUGAUCACCACGGCCAGGGUACCUGCUGAUAAGCCGGUACGAAUUGCCUUCAGCCUUAAUGAUUCCCCAGAUGAUGCUUCCCCUGAAAACUUCUCUUUGGCAUUUCCAGAACUAGAUCAGCAGCUGCAGCCUCUGCCCCCUUGUCAUGACUCUAAGGAAUCUAUGCAGGUGUAUAAACAGCACUGCAAAAUAGCAGAAGAGUACCACGAGGUCAAGAAAGAAAUUGCUCUGCUGGAAGAAAGAAAAAAGGAGCUGAUUGCCAGGCUGGAGCAAGUGGAAAAAGAGAGCAUGGAUGCUGCUCGGCUGGCCAAGGAGUACGCACAGCUGACAGAGGAGAACCGGACGCUGAAGCUGGCCCAGACACAGUGCGUGGAGCAGCUGGAAAAGCUCAGGAUACAGUACCAAAAGAGACAGGGCUCCUCAUAACUCCCAGCCAGCUCAUGGGAGGCACUUCUUACAGGAAUGGAAAACAGAUUUUAAAAUAAAGAUCUGUUUCAUAUGUUACAACACUUUACUACAGAUGCAGAGUAUGUAGAAGUCUGAAUUUGAUUUAAUGCUUGCCACCCAGUAGCUUAAUAUAAUGGAUAUUUCAUCCAUUAUAUAAUGAAUGUUUUAUUUCAAGUAACAUAAUUGAAGUUAAUCUAUCCCCAUUAUAUGUUCUAGUGGAUCAGGUUUCUUUUCUAAACAUAUUUCUUCCAAUUUAAGAAGAUAUGGACACACUAGAAAAUUAUAUAAAUAGUCUCUGUGUUGGAAAUUUGGAUCAUACUAAGGACUGGGACAAUAUUAAUAUAUGGAAUACAUGUAUGUUAAUUUUAGUUUGGUAAAUUCUUUUUAAAUUAUUUUCCUCAUGCAUAAAGUGUUUGGAAGUUAUCUUGAAGCAGAUCUCCUCACUAAUAGAAACCAUACUUGAUGUCAACUUCACACUACUGUAUAAAAUCUGAAAAACUGCACAUUAAAAACUGAAGUAACAAAAUUAUUUUUUGUCAAACAAGUGCACUGCCAGUGAUAAUUUUCAAGUUAUAAAAUUAAAAGGAAACAGAUGAGAUCAAACUUUCCUGCCUUAAGUGUAAAGAUUACUUGAGUGCCUUUUUAUUGUACUUUUAGGCAUGCAAGAAAUGAAAAAUUAAUAUAAGAAUCAUAAUUUCAUCAUACUUUCAACUGAGACUAUGUCUGUAAAAUUAUUGCAAGGCUAUUUUGUUCUUAUUUUCUGGUCUAUUUUGAAACAUAAGUGGCUGUAAGUAGGGACAGGAGUUCUGUGAUACACAAAUAACUGGGAAGUAAAAUGUCUUUUACUUGCUCUAUUUAUCCCUGUAUUUUCUUAGAUCAACUUAAAAAUCUUGGUUAUACCUCCAUUUCUAUCCAUAGAGCAGUUUUUUCAUUAAAAAGGGAUGUAGAAAAUCCCUUUUAUGUUCUAAAUGUUCUCAAAUCCCCCUGUAUUUUAAACUCUGCUUGUCAGAUGCUGCUUGUUACAUCUUCAUGAGCUUAGAAUUCAACUUAAUGUGUUAUUA